This is a messenger RNA of Aureobasidium melanogenum CBS 110374, 567 nucleotides long. RefSeq lists its product as uncharacterized. The coding region runs from base 1 to 567 and encodes 188 amino acids. The record is from RefSeq and is a predicted model, not a curated record. The transcript has a single exon. NCBI's taxonomy places the organism in Eukaryota, Fungi, Ascomycota, Dothideomycetes, Dothideales, Saccotheciaceae.
AUGACAGGUCCAUCUACGUCUAAAUCUGCAAGUGCAGCCAAGAACAGCACAACAGAUUCACCAAGAUCGAAACCUGCGGCUGUAGCCAAGAACAGCGCAACAGUCGUGAUAUCAAGGCCUACACCCACACCUGCUCCGGACCUUCCCCCAGCCUACGAAGAUCGCUACAGCCUUGACCCGUGGAGGUUGAAAUCCAGAAACGUAUACAAGCGUAGAUUUCGAGUCGAAGGCAAGGCAGUCAGUUGCCAUUAUGGCUUGAGCGACGAUAACGGGCACCAGCCAGACAUUUUCUUUGCGUGCAGGAGGCAGAAGAGCACUUGGGGCUUCUGGGUGAAUUUUUUAUGCCUGAGGAUAGUAAAAGAGCUCGAAUCUCACAGGAAGGAGCAGGAUCGCAACUGCCACUGCGAUUUUGAAUACAUCAGGACAGGGAAAACUCGUCGUGAUACGUCAAGACUGUGUGUUUGGGUGCCAGGCAAGACGGGUAGGUUUGUGUGGACGGGAAUGCGAGAGCACGACAAACAUUGUAGCUGUGGUGCUUUCAACUUCUCGAAUAGCAGAGCUACAUGA